Prosopis cineraria is the source of this 1047-nucleotide messenger RNA. RefSeq names its product short-chain dehydrogenase reductase 2a-like. The record is from RefSeq and is a predicted model, not a curated record. Lineage: Eukaryota; Viridiplantae; Streptophyta; Magnoliopsida; Fabales; Fabaceae. The transcript is spliced from 2 exons. The coding region runs from base 44 to 970 and encodes 308 amino acids.
CUCUGUGAGGAACCAACCAAGAGGCUCAUCUCAGAGCUCAGCCAUGGUUGCUGCAGAAGUAAUGCCUGAGCCAAACCUUCAGGGUGUCUCUCGAAUGACAAGGGACACCAGUUUCUCUUCAUCUAGAAGAUUGGAAGGCAAAGUUGCCAUAGUGACAGGAGGAGCCAGAGGAAUAGGGGAAGCAACAGUGAAACUUUUUGUGAAGCAAGGAGCCAAAGUUGUUAUCGCCGACGUUGAAGACGCUCUCGGAUCUCUGCUCGCUGAGACAUUAUCUCCUUCAGUCACGUUCUUCCACUGCGACGUCAGCUCCGAAGACAACAUGAAAAAUUUAGUGCAAUCCACAAUCUCUCGGUACGGCCAGCUCGACAUAAUCUUCAACAAUGCCGGGAUCUUAGGGAAUCAAUCAAAGAACAAGAGCAUCGUGAACUUCGACGCCGACGAGUUCGACCGAGUCAUGAGAGUGAACGUGAAAGGCGUGGCCCUCGGAAUGAAGCACGCGGCGAGGGUGAUGAUUCCCCAGCGAUCUGGGUGCAUCAUAUCGACGUCGAGCGUCGCCGGAGUGAUGGGAGGGCUGGGUCCUCAUGCGUACACAGCUUCAAAGCACGCCAUAGUUGGGCUGACGAAGAACACAGCUUGCGAGCUGGGGAAAUAUGGGAUCAGAGUGAACUGUAUAUCGCCAUUCGGAGUGGCGACUUCGAUGCUGGUGAAUGCGUGGAGAAGCGGAGACGAUGAAGGAGAAGAAGGAGAAGGAGAAGGAAGCAUGAGCUUUGGAUUGCCUGUGGAAGAGGAAGUGGAGAAGAUGGAGGAGUUUGUGAGAGGAUUGGGGAACUUGAAGGGGGCGACAUUGAAGGCGAAGGAUAUUGCAGAAGCUGCACUUUAUCUUGCAAGUGAUGAAUCUAAGUAUGUGAGUGGUCAUAAUCUUGUUGUUGAUGGCGGAGUCACCGCCUCAAGAAAUUGUGUUGGCCUCUGAUCUUUGUUUGUUGAGUAAUUAGCUUACAAUCAGACCCUUCCUCAUUAAUUGUAUCUGCAAUAUACUAUCCGUCUCAA